Oncorhynchus mykiss (rainbow trout) is the source of this 2076-nucleotide messenger RNA. Its product is annotated as tubulin beta-6 chain. Gene Ontology annotation, cellular component: microtubule. Gene Ontology annotation, biological process: microtubule-based process. The record is from RefSeq and is a predicted model, not a curated record. Gene Ontology annotation, molecular function: structural constituent of cytoskeleton; GTP binding; GTPase activity. Lineage: Eukaryota; Metazoa; Chordata; Actinopteri; Salmoniformes; Salmonidae.
CAGUAUAAAACCCUGGGGAGGAGACAGUGUCAUGUCAGAUGCCCUUGUGUGUUAGCAGUCUCUAGCUCGCUCAUCAUGCGUGAAAUUGUACAUCUACAGAUUGGACAGUGUGGAAAUCAGAUAGGCUCUAAGUUUUGGGAGGUGAUCAGCGAGGAGCAUGGAAUCAGUGCUACAGGAAUGUAUGAGGGGGAUGAUCCUCUUCAGCUGGAGAGGCUCAACGUCUACUUCAACGAGGCAAAUGGUGGUAAAUAUGUUCCCCGGGGCCUGCUCCUUGACCUAGAACCAGGGACCAUGGACAGUGUCAGGGGUAGCCGCAUAGGAGCUCUCUUCAGGCCAGAUAACUUUAUACAUGGAAACUCUGGUGCUGGGAACAACUGGGCCAAGGGCCACUACACAGAGGGAGCAGAGCUUGUGGACACCGUGAUUGACAGGGUGCGUCAGGAGAGCGAGGGAUGCGACUGCCUUCAGGGCUUCCAGUUCGUCCACUCCCUAGGUGGCGGGACGGGGUCCGGCAUGGGCACCCUCAUCAUCAACAAGAUCCGUGAGGAGUACCCCGAUCGCAUCAUGACCAGCUUCAGUGUCCUGCCCUCGCCCAAGGUGUCAGACGUCGUGGUGGAGCCCUACAAUGCCACGCUGUCCAUCCACCAGCUCCUAGAGAACACGGAUGAGACCUUCUGCAUCGACAACGAGGCUCUCUAUGACAUCUGCUUCCGUACGUUGAAGCUCACCAACCCGACCUACGGUGACCUGAACCACCUGGUGUGCAUGACCAUGAGCGGAGUCACGACCUCCCUGAGGUUCCCAGGCCAGCUCAACGCCGAUCUGAGGAAGUUAGCUGUCAACAUGGUGCCCUUUCCCCGCCUCCACUUCUUCAUGUCGGGCUUUGCACCUCUCACAGCUCGCGGCAGCCAGAAGUACCGCACUCUCUCCGUGCCCGAGCUCACCCAGCAGAUGUUUGAUGCCCGUAAUAUGAUGACCGCCUGCGAUCCCCGAAGAGGGCGCUAUCUGACCGUGGCUGGGAUGUUCCGUGGCAAGAUGUCCACCAAGGAAGUGGACGAGCAGAUGCUGAUGAUGCAACAGAGGAACAGCAACUACUUUGUGGACUGGAUCCCUCACAACUGUAAAGUAUCCGUAUGUGACAUCCCACCUCGGGGGCUCACAAUGGCUUCCACCUUCAUUGGCAACAACACGGCCAUUCAGGAGAUCUUCCGUCGCGUAGGAGACCAGUUCUCGCUCAUGUUCAGGCGCAAGGCCUUCCUGCACUGGUACACUGGCGAGGGCAUGGACGAGAUGGAGUUCACAGAGGCAGAGAACAAUCUGAAUGACCUGGUGUCCGAGUACCAGCAGUACCAGGAUGCCAAGGCUGACGAGGAGGGUUGGGGGCCCGAGGAGGUGGCUGAGGAAGAGUCGGCUUCACCGGCUGCAACGAGAGUUCAGAGUACGGAAGUUACGACGAUGGAGACUGUGACAGAGACUAUUGAAACCAUUGAGACUAUAGCUGAGUAGAUGUGGCAUCAUAUGUUGUGUGGAAUAAUCAUAUUGUCACUGUCUUCUCGGUUCUGAGCAGCAAGGCUGGAAGUUUCUGGAAGCUUCAACAAGAGUUUUUCCUGAUAGUUUAUAACAAGGGCCCAGAGUUUUUCCAGGUCAGGUCAUGAGGUCAGGGAAAACUUCUGGCCCUACUCUAGUAUUUGAGUCAUAGUGUCCAAAGGAGAUAUCAGGAUAAUUGCCUGUUUAAUGAAAUGUUCAGUGUGGUAAUAGAGAGCGGCAAUGCAGUGUCAAUUGUCUGCAUUUGUAUACUGAUGUAGGCCUAUUUGAUGUGUUUUAUGAAACUGAAUAGAUCACGGAAGAAUCUGUCUGACAAAUAUAGAUAACAAAUUCUGUCAAUGUUGUAAUGUAGACUACCAGAUUUCCCAAACUUGAUUGAGAUCAUAUGCACAUUUUUAAAAGCUGUAUUUAAAAGGGGAGUAUAAUGUUCUAUUUGUUAAUUAUUUUGUGCCUCAGCAAUUUUAGCAAUGUAUUCAGUGUGAUAUUGUGAACCAUUUGUAUUAUAUUAUUAAAAUUCUCCAUUAUAACAAU